This is a messenger RNA of Didymodactylos carnosus, 762 nucleotides long. Lineage: Eukaryota; Metazoa; Rotifera; Eurotatoria; Philodinida; Philodinidae. The record is from the annotation of a GenBank genome assembly.
AUGAAAAAUUGCUCCUUGAUCGUGCGAUUGAUUGGCAUACUACUAGUUUCCUACAUCAUUGUUGGGCCUGUCGAAUCGCUAAAAUUUAAUGAAAACGGAACAACAGUUGCAGGUGGAAAUGGUUAUGGUUCAAAUCUGAAUGAACUUGCUUAUCCAUGGGGACUAUCUGUCGAUAAUGAAAUGAAUGUUUAUGUCGUUGAUCAGAAUAAUCAUCGUGUUGUAAAAUGGCUUCGACAAGCUUUGACGGGCGAACUUUUAUGGAGAAAAAAUUCAACAAAUGGUGAAACGAUCAUGGAUGGAUAUCAUCAAAGAAUUAUGGGAUGUAACGGGUUAUUUGUAGCUGACGACGGUACUGUCUUUUUGUCGGAUACUGACAAUCAUCGAGUAUUGAAGUGGUCAUCACUACAAAACUCAACGAUUGUUGUUGCUGGUGGAAAUGGAGAGGGUAAUGCAUCUAAUCAAUUAGAUUAUCCAAUGGGUAUUUAUGUUGACGAGGACGUUUCUGUUUACAUUGCUGAUCGUUCGAACCAUCGUGUCCAAAAAUGGCGUCGUAACUCAUCUGAAGGUAUUACAGUUGCCGGCGGAAACGGCGAAGGAUCAGAUUUGAAUCAACUCUAUGCUCCCGAAUCGGUUAUUGUCGACAACGACGGAAGUGUGUACAUAGCAGAUCAACUGAAUAAUCGUCUGGUCAAAUGGGAUGUCGGAGCAAAAGAAGGCAUAAUAAUUGCUGGUGGUAACGGUGAGGGAAAGCAGGCAAAUUAA